AUGGAUAAAUUCAAAAAAUGGCGAAAACAACGAAAACCGAUCACCUACGUGCCAGAAACUCCAGAUCCAACUAGUGAAGUGUUGGCCCCACCACGCUACCAAACCAACCCUUCUCCACUACCUGUUCCAACGUCCGCAUUCAAGUUUGGUCUUAAAACUAUCCAUGAGUGCUCUGAUGCGGUCGUCGAUAUUUGUUUUGUACAUGGGUUGACCGGCGAUCGCGACAAGACCUGGACCGCCGUCGGCCAAACCACACCAUGGCCAAAGAUACUACUUCCUCCCAAACUCAAUGCCCGGGUUCUGAUGUAUGGAUACGAUGCAAAUGUCGCACGAAAAUCAGUCGUGUCGUCGAACCGUCUCAUCAAUCACGCACAGAACCUUUUGGGGGACUUAACAGCGGACCGAGUCUUUUGCAAUGCUUCCUCUCGUCCACUGAUUUUCGUCGCUCAUAGCCUUGGAGGUCUAGUGUGCAAAAAGACUAUUCUUCUCUCACAAAACGCCGCCGAGCCUCAGUCGCGGGCUCUCUUCGAUUGCCUCGAGGGAAUCGCAUUCAUGGGAACACCACACAGGGGAGCUUGGAUGGCAGAUUGGGCCAAGAUUCCUGCUUCAGUGUUUGGCCUUGUGAAAUCCACGAAUGUGAUGCUGUUAGACAUAUUGCAACGAGAUAACCAGCUUUUGGACUCAAUACAAGUCGAUUUCCUGACUAUGAUCCGAAGAGUGCGAGAAAGUGGUCGGGCAAUCGGUAUUGCCUGCUUUUUUGAAGAACUUCCCUUCCCUGUCAUUGGAAAGAUUGUGACUGAGGAAUCUGCGACGUUGGAUGGUUAUGAUAUCUACAGCAUUUAUGGCAAUCAUCGUGAUAUGGUGCGGUUUGGGUCAGAAGAGGAUCCUGGGUUCAAGAGGCUGCUAUGGAAGCUUCUUACUUGGACUUCACAAGUCGGUGACAAAACAAAAGAAAAAUAUACCUUUGGUGCCGAGGAUCGUGCCUGUCUAAAAGAUUUGCAAACAACCAAUCCCCGCGACGAUAAGUCUCGCAUCGAAGCUACAAAGGGUGGUUUGUUGAGGGACUCGUAUAAUUGGGCUCUAGAAGACAAGAACUUCUUAGACUGGCAUCACAGAGUAAAGGGUGGAGGAAUCUUGUGGGUCCGAGGAGACCCGGGGAAAGGCAAGACCAUGCUUUUGUGUGGAAUUAUCGAUGAACUCUCGAAUAUGAACACAGGAUUUAUCUCAUUCUUCUUUUGCCAAGCCACCGAUACACGCUUGAAUUACGCAACGGCUGUGCUGCGGGGGUUGAUCUAUAUGUUGAUUGAUCAGGACCCAUCCCUCAUUUCUUAUGUUCGACAGAGAUAUGACGAAUCAGGAAAGCAACUCUUUGAGAACCCAAAUGCAUGGCAUGCACUGUCGGCAAUAUUCAUUGAGAUGUUACAGCAUUUAGAGGAGCCCUGUUUGAUAAUCGAUGCCUUGGAUGAAUGCACCACUGGGCUGUCUUCACUGUUGGAUCUCAUAGUUCAAGUCUCGUCGACCCAUCCCCAUGUCAAGUGGAUUAUCUCAAGUCGAAAUUGGCCACAAAUCAAGGAGCAUAUGAGCAUGAUACCAGAUAACCAAAGGAUGGCACUGGAGAUGAAUGAGAGUUCUGUGUCCGAGGCGGUCAAAAUAUUCAUUUACGAUAGGGUGCAGCACUUGGCGAAGCUCAAAAGAUACAGUCAGCAGAUUUUCGACGCUGUCUAUUCCUAUUUGCUAUUGAAUGCACAAGGGACGUUCUUGUGGGUUGCUUUGGUCUGUGAAAGGCUAGCCACCAUACCCCGCUUGAGGACCAUCGAAAAGCUCACUGCUUUCCCACCUGGACUUGAUGCGCUGUAUGAACGAAUGAUGCAGCACGUUUGUGAGCACGAAGAAGCUCCUCUUUGCAAAGAUAUACUUGGCCUAAUUUCCACCACCUAUAGGCCUAUCACAAUCGAUGAGCUGACAGCUUUCAUUGAAUUGCCUGAGUACGUCUUGGAAGAUGGGUAUGAGUCGUUGGAAGAAAUUAUAGGAUAUUGUGGAUCUUUCUUGACCGUCUCGGAGAACACUAUCUUUUUUGUACACCAAUCUGCAAAGGACUAUUUGCUUGAGAAGGCCAAAACCGAAAUAAUGCCUGCUGGAAUGGCAGCAAAGCACAAGUUCAUCCUUGAGAAAUCUCUUGCCAUCAUGGAUAAGGAACUUCGACGAGACAUUCUCUCCUUGGGGAAAACAGAUGGCUCUAUCAACCCAGUAUAUGAAGAAAACAUGGCUUUGGGUCCACUUGCAACAAGUCGAUAUUCAUGCAUUUAUUGGAUUGAUCAUCUGCAAGAUUGUGACCAAGGAGCGGCUACUCAUGAUUAUCUCCAGAAUGGCGGCUUGGUGCACGAAUUCUUUUCGAUAAAGUUCAUAUUCUGGUUAGAAGCCUUAAGCCUCUUAAAGAGCGUUUCAAAGGGACUUGAAGACAUGCUCAAUCUUGAGGCUUUGACUAAGCCAACACCACUCUAUGGUCAAGUUUUCGAUGCAUCACGUUUCUUCCGUUACCACAAACAUAUGAUUGAGCAUCAUCCUAUGGGAAUAUACAACUCUGUCCUUCUUUUCACUCCCACGUGCAGCAGAACCAAGGUCUUUUUUCAAGAAGAGCAGCCAGAAUGGGUGACGAUAAAACCCGCCAUUGAAAAUUGGAGCCCGUGUCUUCAGAACAUUGCUGCUCAUGAAGUUGGUGUCAGGCAUUUGGAAUGGGCACCCGAUGGAAAACGGCUCACGUCAUUGGGGGAAGAGGGUUCCAUCAAGCUUUGGGACUUGGCAAGCGGUAGCUGUUUGUCAUCCAUCCAGGCACACACGGUGUAUGGCACAUCGAUCAAUUGGUCCCACGACGAAAAAUAUAUUGCUUCGGCCUCAUAUGACCGCCAGAUCAAGAUAUGGGACCCAGAGAAAGAGCAGUGUCUAUUGACUCUGCACGGACAUGAAGGUCCUGUGAAAGCUGUCUUUUGGUCACAAGAUACAACACAUCUUGUCUCCGUAUCUUGGUCUCUGAAGGAAAGAGACUUUUUCGAGUUCUCCCCAUUGACCAUCAAAGUUUGGGAUCGAAUAGUUGGUCAAUGCGUCCUGACACUUGAAGGUGAUGAUAGCCAGAUCCGCUCUGCUUUCCCUUCAUACGAUGGAAAAGGCAUUGUUACUGUGACAUGCGAUGGUAUAAUUAAAACUUGGAAUGUUUUCUCCAGUCAGACGAUAUCAACUCGGAAUCUCUUCGCUCAGUUUGGUAGUCUCAGCCUCUGGUCUCAGGAUGGGAUGAACCUCAUCCAAUCGGAUUGGCUCUCUAACACGGUCAGGAUUUUGGACCCUGUCAGUUGGAAGUCCAUUGCAACGAUGAAUACAGAAAAAGACAUACGUAUUACGUAUCUUGCACUGUCACGUUGCGGUGGACUGCUUGCCUCGGCGUCAAGGAAGGGUCCAAUCGUGAUCUGGGAUUUGUCUACGAGAAAACAGGUGUCAAUACUUGAAGGCCAUUCUAAAUCCGUUCGUAUUGUGAUUUGGCUGAGAGAUGGGACACUUGCGUCCGCAUCCGAUGACAUAACUAUCAAAAUCUGGAACCCAUCUACUGGCCAAUGUCUCUCAACUUUCCAAGGCCAUGACAGUGCAAGCUCUCUACUCUUGUCAGCCGACGAGAAACAACUCAUAUCAGCUGGUGAAUAUGGCUCGACCAUUAAAAUAUGGGACUUGAAUUCGUCCACGACUGUGAAAGAUCAUUCUCAACCCGUGAGCAAGAUCAUCUGGUCGAUUGACGCGAAAUGCUUUGCCUCAUGUUCAGACAGGGAAAUGAAGAUUUGGGAUCCAUCUACAGCAGAUUGCCUUUUGACGAAGAACCACGGCGGCACUAUUUAUCAAAUUUGUUGGUCAGAAAAUGGACGCCUUGCGUCCCUUUGUUCAGAAGGAAUUCUCAGAGUAUGGGAUUUAUCGACUGGUCAGUGUUCCGUGAGUAUAGAGUCUGUUGAACCUAGCGCUUCCUUGGCCUGGUCACAGGAUGGAUCAAGGCUUCUAUUAGCCUCAUACGACAGCCUCGUUAAGACAUGGGAUGCAAACUCUGGCCAGCACUUGUGUACUUCAAAAGUGGACAAGAUUGGACAUGUUGUGACAUGGUCGCAUGAUGCAACAAGGUUUGCCUCCACUGCAGACAAUUGGAGCAUUAUGAUUCAUGAUGCAUAUACUGGCAGUGGUGUUUUACAUCUCGAGGGACAUCAAGGUCCAGAAGUCGAAGAGAUUCCCUUCUUUCUGAGACGGCCCGUUGUCAUGUCUUGGUCACGCGAUGGAACGCAACUCGCCUCCGCAAUGGGCUCGACUAUCAAGAUCUGGGAUCUAACAUCUGGCCAAUGUACCUUGGUGCUCGAAAUCGAACAAGAUUCAAGAGAAUUCCACUUCCACUUUCCUCGUGGGCCCUUGUUUGGUGAACCACACUCUGGUUAUCUGCAUACGAAAGUCGGCUCCUUCAAUAUUGGGCACAUUACCAUUUGA
Molecule: messenger RNA, 4506 nt
Organism: Penicillium pulvis
Lineage: Eukaryota; Fungi; Ascomycota; Eurotiomycetes; Eurotiales; Aspergillaceae
Exons: 4
Coding region: 1-4506 (1501 amino acids)
Molecular function (GO): protein binding
Source: RefSeq, a predicted model, not a curated record